Messenger RNA from Blepharisma stoltei, 921 nucleotides. The record is from the annotation of a GenBank genome assembly. NCBI's taxonomy places the organism in Eukaryota, Ciliophora, Heterotrichea, Heterotrichida, Blepharismidae.
AUGGUUUUUGGACUCUUAAGAGUUGUAAGCGGUAGGCUCUUGAAAGGUCCAGCUGAUAACAUCUUGAAACUUGCAUACUUCUCUUUGUGAUUCUCGCUCACUAUAGCCUUAAUUGUUUAUAAAAAAGCAUUUCCAAAUUCUAAAAAUAUAAAACAAAGACAGCAGGACAAAGAAAAAUCAAUAACAUCCAGAAUUGUUGAUGUAUCAAAAAACAAUAAAUUCUUUGAGGUCUUCAAUUUAUAUCAGAUAACCACGUGCGCAAAAAUCGCUGAAAAUCUUAAAAACGAAUCAAUAAACAGAUUUGAAAUCACUUCUUUUUCCCCCAUUCUACUGGGAAAGCCUGGAACUAAUGCCAUAGUAAGGGCAGAAAAUAGAAAUUGAUAUGAUAAAAUAAAAAAUGAUAAAAUUCCAGUCUUUAUUGGAUGGGAAGUUGAAAAGGAAGCAUUAGAUUGUUUUAAAACUCAAAUUUUAUUACGAAAUAAGCCAGGAAUAAUUAUUCUAUUUUAUAAAAACAAUGAAGCUGCCAUUAAAGAAGAACAAAAUUUACUAUGGAUUACGUCAAAUUUAGAUUCUGAGUGCAAUGAUAUUGAAAUCGAAUUCAAUAAAAUUAUUGAAAUAGCAAUUAAUUGGGCAGAAAGUAGGAAUUACCAAUUGGAGCAAAAAUUACUCCAAGGAUUGCCUAAUAUUGGAAAUACUUGCUAUAUGAAUUCGUUAAUCCAAGUAUUCUCAAUUAUGCCUGAACUUUAUGAAAUCAUUAGCUCCAUAAAUUUGCCUCUAUUUCAGCCUCUCAAAAAUAUACUCUUAGCAUUGAAAAUGAGAAAUGAUAAUUUUAAUUACAGAUAUUACCUGGAAAAAUUUCAAACCCAAAUUAUCGAAAACUUUCAUAUGGUAGGUAUCAUUUAUUUAGUUUACAGCCCAUAG